Fomitopsis serialis is the source of this 1254-nucleotide messenger RNA. RefSeq lists its product as uncharacterized. The record is from RefSeq and is a predicted model, not a curated record. The transcript is spliced from 7 exons. Gene Ontology annotation, biological process: long-chain fatty acid biosynthetic process. The coding region runs from base 1 to 1254 and encodes 417 amino acids. Gene Ontology annotation, cellular component: fatty acid synthase complex. Lineage: Eukaryota; Fungi; Basidiomycota; Agaricomycetes; Polyporales; Fomitopsidaceae.
AUGUCCUACGGGGGAGCUGUCCUCUGCAUUGUCCGGCUUAUGUGCGUCGAACACGAGGGGCGUUGGGCCGACCUGUCCUUCAGGAACCUGACGGCAGCAUCGCUGUUCGCAUUGAAGGUCCACGAAGGCACUGCUGCCGUGGCUACACAGCCGAAGACCGUCUACUUCGUCACCGGCCAGGGUUACGGGCACGGGCAUGGAUAUCUGCAGCAGCUCGCCCGCAGCGUUCAGCUGCCCCGCGGGCUUUCUCUGCGCUACACAGUUCGCCCAGAUACCGCCCGUCGUCACCGCGCGCGCAGCAUUCGAGGACAUGCGCCCCAAGGACUUGGUCCAGAACGGCGGUGCCUUCGCUGGGCACUCUUCGGCAAGUACUCUGCUGUUCUGGCCAUCCGGUCUAUCGCCGGCACCGUCCCCUAUCGUGGCAUCGUAGCCCAGCGUGCUGUUGCAGCUGCAGUCGCCAGCGUCGAGGAUGUGCCUUUCAAGGCUAUCGAGGACUUGUCUGGUGGAAGGACCCCUCUGCAAAAUGAGAUUCUCGGCGUGCUUCAGCUCCCCCUGGAGGAGCUUGGCCCGGCGCUAAGUGCUGGUUUUGCCGCUGUUCUCGAGAUUGGCCGCGAGAUUGACGGUCUCGACGGGAGGCCCGAGCUCGCCCACCGCGUUAUGCUGACCAGCGCUAAUUUGCUUCCGGCGCCUGAGCAGCUCCGUGGCUACGAUUUCACGAAGCCGUCUUUCAAUCAGGAGAUUCAGCUGUCCCAUGAUCUUGGGGCGGGGUAUGCCAAGUACGGGUACGGCAGCAAAUGCGACAUCUGGGAGACCGAGGGCGGACGGUGGUAUGGCACGCUCAAGCGCGGAUGCUUCGGUGUUACGACGGCUAUUAUCGUCGGCGCGUGUGCAAUUGCGCUGCAAUCCGUUGAGAUCGCAUGCGAUACGCUGCUGUCCAGCAAGACCAAAGUUAUGCUCGCGAGAUGUUGCGAUGGCUUCAGCGAGGAGGACCUGUACGAGGCACUAUGGGCCAUGAUGGAGGUACACGGGUUCAAAGUGCAUGCCCUCAUGAGUGCGAUGACAGCGCUGGAGCUCGGCUGCCGCAACCGCGGGAUUGUCGCCUUCAUGUCCAGCUCGAUUGACAAGGCCGGGCGAUCUGUUCCUGCACCGGAUCGCGCUACGCUAGCCAUCGGUCGUGGGAUCCAACCCAAACAUCCCGCGCCGAUUCUCGACAUUGCGUACCGCUCUCGCCAGCUCACUUUCCGCCGCAGGUAA